Rhododendron vialii is the source of this 2888-nucleotide messenger RNA. Its product is annotated as GDSL esterase/lipase At1g06990-like. The coding region runs from base 1 to 669 and encodes 222 amino acids. The transcript has a single exon. The record is from RefSeq and is a predicted model, not a curated record. Gene Ontology annotation, molecular function: hydrolase activity, acting on ester bonds. NCBI's taxonomy places the organism in Eukaryota, Viridiplantae, Streptophyta, Magnoliopsida, Ericales, Ericaceae.
AUGGCAUUAGCCCUCUUCUUCAUUCUGGUAAUUCAAGUUUGUAUUUCCAAUACCAACCCAUGUUAUAGCAUAGAAUUGCCUAAAUUCACUACCAUUCUCAUCUUUGGAGACUCAACAGUGGAUACCGGAAACAACAACUAUGUAAACACUAUUAUGAAAAGCAACCACCCACCGUAUGGAAAAGAUUUCCUCGGCCACGUUGCCACAGGGAGGUUUUCAGACGGAAAAAUUAUUCCAGACUUUGCGGCCUCCAUUCUAGGAAUCAAAGACACCGUUCCUCCUUUCCUAGAUCCAAAACUAACCGAUGAAGACAUACGUACAGGUGUCAGCUUUGCAUCAGCAGGAUCGGGAUACAAUGACCUCACUACCAUUUUAACUCGUGCAAUCUCCAUUUCGAAGCAACCAGAUUAUCUUAAACAAUACAUUGAGAGGCUAAAGAGAAUCGUAGGGGAAGAACAAGCUCAGGCUAUCUUAAAUGGUUCUUUGGUUAUUGUUAGUGCAGGAACAAAUGACUUUGUUUUCAAUUACUACAACAUACCCCAACGAAAUCUUCACUUCACAAUAAACGGGUACCAAGAUUUUGUGCUAAACAAGUUGCAAAAUUUCGUUAAGGUAAAACUUCUACCUCUUAACACCAACACAAUUGCAGAUGCAAACACAUACACAUGAAUACCACUAUAUCCAACGGAGAUAUUUACAUACCUUGUGUGUUUGCAGGAACUAUAGCAUCUGGGGUGCCGUUCGAUAGUGGUAGCAGGGCUUCCUCCAAUCGGUAGUCUACCGCUCCAAAUGACUGUAAAACUCCAUCUUCUCAGAACGUGCAUAGACCAACAGAACUCCGAUGCAAAAUCUUAUAAUCAGAAACUUGCAAGUCUGAUACCUCGACUAGAGUCAUCACUUCCUGAGAGCAAAAUCAUAUAUGCAGAUGUAUACACUCCGCUGAGCGACAUGAUGGACAACCCUCACAAAUACGGUGAGGUUAAUCAACCCAACGAAUGCAUUUGAAAUGAAAGCGGAUAUGUGAUUAUUUUGUGCUAAGUUUGUGUAUUAUGCACCACAGGACUAAUGGAAACUCGCAGAGGGUGCUGUGGGACAGGAUUGCUAGAAGCAGGACCCCUUGUUCUGCACUCAGCCCAGUGUGUCCAAACUCUACUACGCUCUUGUUUUGGGAUGGAAUUCAUCCAACUGAAUCGGCUUACCGGUACCUUUCUGAAGCCCUCAAACAGCAAAUCACUAGCCAGUUAUUACAAAAAGUUAGCAACCAUUAACUGAUUCAGUCAAGCUCUAUUUGGAUCAUGGAUUUGUAGAGAGAAAAUAUCAGGGAUUUCCAUUCACAAGUGACAAAACCAUCUUUUCCCUCUACCAAUUCCUCCAAGAAUCCAGGAUCCAAAUACAAGGGGUAGAGACUUGGAUUUCCAAUCUUAUUCUUAAACAAAAAUCUGUUUCAAGUAGGCUUUAGAUUACUUAGUAGAUUGUUUCGAGUGUUCAGAAAAUGGAUUUGAUUUGCUGCUCCUCAAUGUUCAGCUUUAAUGUGACUUGUCUUCAGCAUUUCAGAUGAAUCCUAGUCCUACAGCCAUAGUAAGCAGAAUCAAAAGAAUGGCAUAGGGAACCUCUAAAUUAGCUUCACAUUUUUUUUUUCAUUUGAUUGGCCUAAUUCACAUGACACAUAUUGCUUCCAUUUCAGUAACUCAUAGAGCUUCUCUUGGCCCAGUGCCCCAAUACGCACAGCAACUUAACAAGCAUUUUUCAUGAAUUUUACAUGGCAACUAGUGAAGAAGAACGCAUCCCUAAUCAGCAGAAAAAUGCAACUUACCCUCCACAAACUAAUCAUCAACCUUAUUUGUCAGUUCGAUAAGGAAACACUGAUUGACAGUAGCAAAUUUUGCAUGUUGUUAAUGGGAUAACAAGAAGAUAAUUUCUACAGCAUUGAGAUAGAUAGAUGAAUGUGUUAGCAAAUCAAUAUUCUGGACUCACCAGAAGCAUAUUGAUACUUGCUGUUUCAUGAACCAUAUUCAAGUCUUAUCCAUUAAUAAUGCUCUGAAUUAUGAAUGAAGGAACUAAGGUACUGAACACAAAUUCAAUCAGGUCUCUAGGCCUGCCCUCUUUGAUUUGAGACUUGGUUCCAUGACAUAAUGUCCCUUUUAGUUUGGAGGUAUAAGCAAGCUGCUAUAUUAGUGGUAAAACUUUCUAAAAGCAGUCAUUUUAUGCACAUAUUGCCAAAAAUUAGAUCUGUCUCAAGUCCUCUCCACCCAAACCCCAAUCGAAGGGGGCCACAUAUUGUUGUUGAUGGAGCUUAUUCAAGUUGAAUUUGUCAUCUACAUUUAAAAUUGUGGGAGAUAGUGGUAUAGCAUUACCGUGGAAACAAGUACGCACAGACAAAUUUGGAAGCAUUUCAAAAGAACUCGAGUGACAUUGCCUUCAAAAUUUUGAGAUACAUCGUUACAACAUAAUAAUACAAGCACAUGUAUUACCAAGCAUUUGAAACACAAAAGAAAACAAAAAGAAAACAAGAACUUCAUUGUACCUAGCAAUUUCUUGAUUAAUAGGUCCGAUGAGGUAAACAAAGAUGAACAGUGGCUACAAAGGGCAGAAUAAAAAAAGUUACAUUUACAUACUACUACACAAAUUCUUCUACAGACUAAAACAACAAGCAGCAUACAUGAUACAACACUACAAACAAGUGAGCAACUUACUUGCUUCACUUCCUUCCACCAGCUGAACCAAUCCUUCCUUCGAACAACUCGCUAAUCCGAGCCUCAACAUCCUCCACACUGUACCUAAUAUGCUUCUCAUGCUUUCCAAUAUCUGAGAGAUUCUGGAACCUUCCCAAGAAGCUCCGAUAUGCUGGAGUCAAAUUUCCAUCCACCGAAAUCCUCAUCUCCUCCCUC